Messenger RNA from Loxodonta africana (African savanna elephant), 7267 nucleotides. It is a transcript of the gene CNKSR1, whose product is annotated as connector enhancer of kinase suppressor of Ras 1. The coding region runs from base 4602 to 6725 and encodes 707 amino acids. The record is from RefSeq and is a predicted model, not a curated record. Gene Ontology annotation, molecular function: protein binding. The transcript has 21 exons. Lineage: Eukaryota; Metazoa; Chordata; Mammalia; Proboscidea; Elephantidae.
AGAACAGCCAGCAGCGUGGCCACAACCCCAGCCAAUGGGCUCCGGGGCUCUGCCUUCAGCUGCCCGGCUAUCUGCAUCUGGGGGUACACAGAGGGUAUCCCUGGGAGGUUGAUUGAGACUUCUGGGAAGGUGGAGGAAGGGAAAGGGCUGAGAAGGUGCAGCUGGGUAAAGAACCAUUGAUGCCCCAGGGAGAUUCCACCCCAAUCCCUUCCGCUUCACUGCCCAUCUGUGCCCUGGCUGCUCAGGCGGCAGGGAAUGUGCCAGCCUGGCUGUGGGGGCUGUGAUUUAGCCAUGGUAGGGGGAGAGAGGAAGGGGGUCAGUGGUGCUGGCAGCCAGUGGUCAGGGGUACUUACCUGUAGCACUCGGAAGUAGCCUGGGGUCAGGCAUCGAAAUCGCAUGGUGGGGAACACUGGUCUUCUUGGCGGCCUGUGGGGUGAGGAUGGGCUUGAGCGGUGGUGUUCAUGGUGCCAAGGAUUAGAGAUCAGGGUACCGAGAUCCCUGACCUCCCCCAAUGUGGGACCCUUGCCCUCAGAGGAUGCUCACCAGCGCCUGCCCACCCAGAUCUGGCAGUGGGUGGGGCAGCUGAACCUUUAAAUUCAGUCCCUUCCCCCCACCCCCUGCCCGCCCUGCCAGCCUCAGGAGCAGCUGUCGGGAGAGAUCAGCAUCAGGUCUGAGCAGCAGCACCUCCCCCAACCACAGGGAAGGCAAGGCCUCAGCAGUGCUCGGGAGACCUAGGUCCAGACCAGGUACUGGGAGGGCCUCCCCAAGCCCCAGCCUGGGUCCUUCUCCUACCUGGUGCCGCCAGAUGAUAGAGUGCUGCCAAUCAGCGCUCAGCAAAGGAGGGGGAAGGUGCUUUAUGAACCCCUUCAAAUAGGGCAUGCCUUUUCCACAUGGUGGCUCCUGUGAGAUCAGCCACCUCUGUCUUCAAGAUCAAGUUCCCACAGGGACACUUCCAUCUUUUCCUUGCCCUCAGCUUAGGGACAACAAUACCUUAUGAAGUUAUGAAGACUCAGUGAAAGAAUGUGUGUGAAAUGUGUGCACCUUUGGCCCAGGAAUUUCACUUCUAGAAGUCUGUCCUACAGAUGUACAGCUGAGCAAAGAUACAUGUACAAGAGUGUUUAUUCUGUGGGAUAGUAAAAAUCUGGAAAUGGCCUUAAUGCCUAAUGGUAAGUGAAUGACUGACUAGCUUAUGCCUCGUUCAUUUUGUGGCUAUUAUGCAACCAAAAACAAACAACAAAAAAAAGAUAAAUCUGUAUAUACUGACUAAGAAAGCAGUCUGGUAUUUUAAAAAAUAGCAGCAGACUGGGCUGGGCAUUGUUCUAAGAACUGUACUAUUUCAUUUGGUAUCAACUAUCUCAUAAAUUGGGAAACAGCAGUUUGCAGAACAGUAUGUAGAGUAUCUGCAUGGGUAGAGGAUGGAAGGACACCGAGAAAACUUAGCAGUGGACCCCUCUGGGGAGCGGGAUAGGAGUGUGCUGGGAAAAAGGCGUAUCCUGCUUUCACUUAAUACCAUUCUGUUACUUUUGGCAUGUUCACAGUAAAUAUGUGUAACUUUUGCAGAUUCAUAAAACCCUUUAGAACGGAAGCUUCCAUUUACUGAGCUCCUAAGUGCCUGGCACCACCAGGUGCUGGGGGCAGAGUGAAGGCACUGUUGCGCUUAUUAGGCCCCCAGCCAUUUAUUGGGGGGGAUAGUGGGUAUAAAUGAGUGGUGGCGAAUUCUUGUCUGUUUCUCCCUUACAGGAUUGUGAGUUCAGGGAAGGCAGGGACUGACUGGUUCUCAUCUCGGUAUCUGAUGCCACCUCAGGGCCAGGUGGGUAUUUGAUGAAGUCAAGAUGGCGGAGACAGAUCUAGGUUUACCAAACACUGUGGGAAAGGCUCUGUUAGAAUGUAUUGCGCUUCCCCAGAGUGCUGCGGGGAGGCUGUCGUACAAAGAGGCAAGGAGGGCGGAGCUUGAAGGAGUGUUCGAGGGACAGUGCAGGGUGCGAGGACAUGAAGCGAAGAACGAAGCCAUAAGGCGAGGUGGUCUUCCUCACAAAUGAAGAGGCCUGGGCUGUGGGACUGGAGAGCUCGAGGCCCACUUGAAGAAAGGAAGCAGCCACUGAGCCACGUAAGCUGUAUGGUGAUGUCAUGUGUGGAAGUGGGGAGGGUCGCCAUAGGGGACAGAGUUCCAGGGAAGCUGGAGGUCUCAAUUGGUAUGUGAAAUUAUUAAAUGUUCACAACCAAAACACACUGCAUGAGCUUUCUGUAGGCCAAAUUCAGGCCAGGUCUCAGGUUACAGGCAAGAUCAUGACAGGCGUUGAAGAUCUGGUGUUGGGGCAAUGGGAGAAAUUUCAAAGUAGGUAAUACUGAGGGAGGGCCCAGCUCUGGGAAGGCUCCCAGACCUCUCCUUAUAGAAUUAAAGCAAUACUAUUAACUCAGAUAAUAUUAAUAAUAUCAAUAACAACCCACAUUAUAGGCAGCUGCAUGGCACAAACAGUUAAAUGCUUGACUACUAGCCAAAAGGUUGGCAGUUUGAACCCGCCCAGAGGUGCCUCAAAAGAUAGGCCUGGUGAUCUUCCUUGGAAACUGUGGAGCAGUUCUGUUCUGCACUUAUGGGGUCGCCAUGCAUCAGGAUCCACUCAACGGCAAUCCACAACCUCACAUUACAGAUUUCAAAGUACUUACAAGGAUGUUCUCAAAGCCCUAAGAUCAAGGUGAUGUUCUCACAGGCCUAAGAUACAGAUAUUCUCUUUUAGAGAGGAAGAAGCAGGUUCGGAGAGGUGCAGGGAUUGGGUUCAGUCACACAGCAAGUGAGUGUAAAACCGAUUCCUUCUGAUUUCAUAAUCCUGGGAGUCUUCAGGCCUGGGAUGAUGGUGAUGAUGAUGAUACUAACUGCAAUACUUAAACUAUGUGUCCAACAUUGUUUUAAGAUGUUAUUAGCAAUUGCCAUUGAGUCGACUUCAACUCUUGGCAUCCUUGUACAACAGAAUGAAAUGCUGCCAGGCCCUGCCUCAUCUUCACAAUCACCAGCGUACUUGAGUCCAUUGUUGUGGCUAUUGUGCCGAUCCAUCUAACCAGGAGUCUCGCCAACACCCUCUUUGGCCCUCUACUUCACCAAACGUGUUGUCCUCCAGUGAUUGAUCACUCCUGAUGACAUGUCCAAAGGAAGUGUGUCAGUGCUCUGUUAUGAUCCAUGAUGUUUUCAUUGGCUAAUUUUCAGACGUAGAUCACCAGGCCUUUCUUCCUAGGCUUAAUCUGGAAGCUGUUGAAACUCAUCCACCAUGGGUGACCCUGCUGGUAUUUGCAAUACUGGUGACAUAGCUUCCAGCAUCAUAGUAACACAUAAGCCACCACAGUAUGACAAACUGAUAGAGGGGUGGUAGGUUGUAAGAUAAGGGGUCAAACUGGGAUUAAGAGUUAAGGGGGCCCAUAAACUUGGAUUGGAAAACGACUCUAUAUUCACUAACUUCUAACCGAAACUACCAUUUCCUUCGAUUAUGGAUUGAAGUAUUAGUACCUGUGACUUUGUCACCACCGGAAAUCACAGAUAUUUUCAUAUCAAAUUGUAGUUAUUGCGAGUAUCUCAAAAUGUUGUUUAUGCCCAUUAUUACUUUGAAACCCUCGUUAUUAACCCUCUACUAAAUCACACUUGAUCAGACUUUUUCUGCUUUAGACGCUCCUGUGAUGUAGCUGGUCGUUGGUGGGCCACUCUCCACCCAGUAAGUUUCGGUGACCAAAUGUGGAAUUGGCUUGUUCUCACACCUGUGACCUAGGCUUCUGCGUCGCUUUCCUGUACUCCCUAUCUUUUGUUGUCUUCUGAUCGAUAUGUGGGAGGAGGUUAAUGUUUUUCAAGCUGAGCAACAAGGGCCUUCAGAACAAUUUAGCUUCAAUUUGCCAGUCUCAUUAUUUAAUGUUAAUAAACACAUUACUAAUUAUAAAUUCGUGUAUUUAAAUAUAUUCUUAUGAUAAUUGUGCUCCUUCUAAGCAUUUUGUAUUAUGCUUUUAAAAGCAUUAUCCUGAGAAAUUCACCAAACUGUCAAAGGGGUCUGUUGUAAAAAUAAAAGGAAGGGGAUUUAAAAACCCUGUUCUAAAGGUUUUAGAGCAGUUAACUCAGGUACUGCAGAGCAGCCCUCUGAAGUAGGGGGUGUUAUACCCAUUUUACAGGCAAUUAUACUGAUGCACUGCGUUAGGGUUAGCCCAAGGUCACACAGCUAACAAGCUGCAGAGCUGGGACUUGUACUUCACUGCUACACUCAUCGCUCAUUGUCCGGCCCUUUCUGGAAGAGCCUGGGGAUCAGGGGCCCACCCUGUGAUACGAAAUUUUGGGCAGGAUCCAGGGUCAACUCCAAGGUUGCCUGGUCAGGCGCCAGUGGUACCGCCCCCUGGGCGGGGCGCCCAGCUGUUUUAGCACAGAACGCCUGAAGGGCGGGGCGGGAGGGCAGGUUCUGUCCGUUGAUGGACAGGCGGUGGGCCAGUGGCUGGCCAGCGCUUCACCUGGCUAGCCACGUGGGCCCAGGUAUGCGGCGGAUCCGCCCCGGCCCCAGCCCAGCUUGGCUCUGAGAGCGGAAAUACCUGCGCGGGCGGGACCGAGAGGACGCCGAUUGGAGCGGAGGGGCUCGGCCAUGGAGCCGGUAGAGACCUGGACCCCCAGGAAGGUGGCAGCUUGGCUGAGAGGCCUUGAUGAUUCCCUGCAGGACUAUCCCUUCGAGGACUGGGAGCUGCCAGGCAAGUACCUGCUCCAGCUCUGCCCCCGCAGCCUCGAAGCUCUGACUGUGUGGCCCCUGGGCCACCAGGAGCUCAUCCUGGAUGGGGUGGAACAGCUCCGGGCCCUGAGCUCUGGACUACAGACAGACAACCUGCAGAGCCUGACAGAGGGACUGCUGGUGGCAACCCACACCUUCCAGAGCUUAGUCCAAGGCCGUCUGGCGGCCUGUGCUGAGAUCCCUGCCAGUGUCCUCAGUGCAGCUGUGAAGCUGGUGCAUGAGGCUCGUACCCUCCUCUUCUGGCUCAACAGGUACCUCUUCUCCCACUUCAAUGACUUCUCGGCCUGCCAGGAGAUUGGCGAGUUGUGCGGGGAGCUGGGCCAGGCCUUGCAGGAGGAUUACCCAGCAGCUGAGAAGGAAAGCCAAGUCCUGAGAAUCUGCAGCCACGUGGCCGGGAUCUGCCACCACGUCCUGAGCUGCAGCCCCGAGGAGCUGCUGGAGCAGAAGGCCGUGCUACAGCGGGUGCAGCUGGAUGAUCCUUUGGGCCUGGAAAUCCACACCACCAGCAACUGUCUUCACUUUGUGUCUCAAGUGGGCACCCAGAUCCCCACCAACUCCCAGCUGCAGAUCCUGCCUGGAGACGAGGUUGUCCAGAUCAAUGAUCAGGUGGUGGUGGGCUGGCCCCAUAAGAACGUGGUGAGGGAGCUGCUGCGGGAGUCAGCUGGGGCUAGCCUAGUGCUGAAGAAGGUCCUGGUGCCCGAGAGCCCCCAGCAGGUCCUGGACUCCCCGUGCCUGAGGAUCCAAUCACUGGCUCUGACCCCACUGUCUCCCAGGGCCCUGUUAGAGGAAGCCUUUGCCUUUGACGUGACUUUGAGCCCAAGUCCUGGGCCCAGCCCUACCCGGACAGACUCUGCCUCCCCUGACCCUGAGCCCUUGCCCAGCCCCUCGGCGCCCCCAGCCACAUUCCCAGCAGAGACAGCAGAGACUCCAGAGCCCCCAGGACACCCUGACAAGAGUCCUGUUCCUGGUCGGAAGAAAUCAAAAGGCGUGGCGACGCGGCUGAGCCGCCGGCGGGUGUCAUGCCGGGAGCUGGGCCAGCCCGACUGCAACGGCUGGCUGCUGCUGCGCAAGGUGCCCGGCGGCUUCAUGGGACCACGCUGGCGCCGCUGUUGGUUUGUGCUCAAGAGACACACGCUCUACUGGUACCGCCAGCCCCAGGAUGAAAAGGCCGAGGGCCUCAUCAAUGUCUCCAACUACAGCCUGGAAAGUGGACAGGAUCAGAAGAAAAAGUAUGUGUUUCAGCUCACUCAUGAUAUGUACAAACCCUUCAUCUUCGCUGCUGACACCCUGGAGGAUCUGAGCAUGUGGGUGCGCCAUCUCAUUACCUGCAUUUCCAAGUACCAGUCUCCGGGCCGGGCCCCGCAACCCCGAGAGGAAGACUGCUACAGUGAGACAGAAGCAGAAGACCCUGAUGAUGAAGCUGGGUCCAGCUCAGCCUCGCCCAGCCCAGCCCAAGCCUGGAGCCCCAUCCCUGGAGACACGUCACCUGCAGCCACCCCCAUGCCGGCCAGCCCACGGACUUCCUUCGGCCCUCCAACAGACAGUGGCGAAGGGGCACUGGAAGGAAUGGUACGGGGGCUGAGGCAGGGUGGUGUGUCCAUUUUGGGCAAGCCACAACCCCUCACCCAUGAGCAAUGGCGGAGCUCCUUCAUGCGGCGUAACCGAGAACCCCAGCUCAAUGAGCAAGUGCACCGGGUGCGGGUGCUACAGAGCACACUGAAGGCAAAACUGCAGGAGCUACAGGUCCUGGAGGAAGUGCUUGGAGACCCAGAGCUGACUGGAGAGAAGUUUCGACGGUGGAAGGAGCAGAACCAGGAGCUGUACUCAGAUGGCCUGGGGACCUGGGGAGUGGUUCAGGCUGAGGGCAGCUUUCAGGUCCUGACCUCUGGCUCUAGAGAACAGUCCUCCCUCUCUGACCCUAAGGAGCACUCCCAUCUCCUGCCCCCGACUCCCAAGAACAACCUCCAACCUCCUGACCUCUGACCCUGAGGAACACUCUCAUCUCCUGCCCCCUGGCCGAAAGAACAACUUCUGACCUCUGACCCUGAGAGCUAUCUCAACUCCCAGCGUCUGACAUGUGGCUCUCACUUGUCUAGGACAGAGCAUCCCUGGGCUGUCUUUGAGGUUGGGAAUAGCGCUAGUCCAUGGUUUCACCCCAAGCUAACCCACUGAUCCCCCUGGAGUGGAGUAAAAUAAAAUGAGCUUUGUGCCACUCUCUCCUCCCUUGCCAAAGAAAGAACAGGAAGCCUGGGCUAAAAGAAACUCUCUCCCACCUAUCUAACUUGUGGGGCCAUAGAACUGCCUUCCUUAGCCCCUCUGCAGUUCCCCCUCCCCAAACCAGAGCUCUACAGGUAUUCUUUUACGCAGAGAUACUUUUCAACCAAAUAAAGUCAAUUUCUCUAAAAUGAAUCUCCACAUGCCUUUGACUUCCAUAUUACAAUCAGGAAUCUGUUCCCCUAAGGGGACUGAGAUGAAGAACUCUUGGACUGGGGUGAACACUCUUGGCCUAAGGGUAGGUAACUGGC